GAUGAACAGUUGCUUCAAGUCAGACUGAUUUCUUUGUCCAGAGGCUGAGCAGCAUUCCUGCUAUCCAGAAUGAUUAGUGGUCAAUCAUCUUCCAUUUCUAUUCCUCCAGGGAAACCUUUCAUCAGUAAAUCCACCUCUGUAUCUUCAGAGAAGAUGGGUCGUCUCCCCCUGGGGAUUGUUUCUCCCUAUGUAAAAACUAGCUCUGGUGGGUGUAUGGACCCCAUGAAAUUCUACUGUACCAGCUAUGGCACAGCUUAUGGUAAGGACGUCUUCGAUAAGGGAAGGGAUUUAUCUUAUCUGUGGCUAGUUUGGUCAUAUCAAACAAGGAAAGUGUUAACUACCCAAAAGGAUAGUAGGCUGUUCAGGCAUAAUCCCAAUCCCUGGCUUGUUGUUGCAAUAAUAAUAAUAAUAAUAAUAAUAAUAAUAAUAAUAAUUUAUUUAUACCCCACCCUUCCUGGUUCAAAACCGGGCUCAGGGCGGCUAACAACAAAUUUAAAACACUUUAAAAUAAUUAUAAAAGCAGCAUAAAAUACAGUAUAAAAACAUGAAUAACAAUAAAAUGAUGAGAUUCAAGCUCCCAUCAUGUGCAUCAUUUAGUAACGUUUGAUCCUUGAUUGUUGGGAACCCAUGCAAAAUAAAUUGAAAACUUUUGUUAAAAAACCAGAAGCCUUUUUAUGAGGUACCGACAUUCCAAAGGAACAGAAAAGGCUUUUCAUGUAUGCGACAACAGCAGCACGGAUGCUACUAGCCCAGAGAUGGAAAGAAGAAAGAGUUCCUGCCAGAGAGGACUGGCAAACUAAGCUGUGAGACUCCGCUGAAAUGGCAAAACUGACCGGGAAACUCAGAGACCAAGAAGAAAUCCAAGAAAGAAUGUGAAAAGUUUAUAAUUUAUUUAGGAGACCACUGUAAGCAGAUGAAAACAUUGGCAGGGUUUUAACCCCACUUGUAAUGUAACAAAUAUUUUGGACAAUAUGGAUAGAUAUAAAACAUAAGACUAUGAAAUAAUAUGCAGUUGGGAUUUUUGACAUUAGGACCCAUGGAGGGGAUGGGGGGAAGUUGCGAGAUUCAGAGAAAUAUCUCUUUAUGGAUAUGUAUUUGGCAUUGUAAUUAAUUUGCAUUCGUAAAAUCAAAUAAAAAUGAUUUCAAAAAAAGAAAUUAAGUAGCAAACUACAAUGUGCGCUGAACUGAAACCCAAGGCUUGUCUGAUCCUGGUUUUUCAAGCAAGCACAAACCAUGUUUGGAUGAAAAGUUUGAUGCAAGCAUUGGAAGGUUGUGUGGAAGCAAGAAGCCCUUUAGAGGGUUGCAUCUGAAUGUACCCAGAACAAACAACUCUGUUCUAAACAUGUUUGCUCAGGGAGCCACUGAGCUCAAUGGAGUUUUCUAGGCAGUUUGCUUAUGCUGCUACUUCCCAUGUAUUGAGGGAGUUUAUUCCCGUAAUGAGACAGAAUUCUAUUUGGGCAAGAAAUGUGCCUAUGUGUACAAAGCAAAAAACAACACCGUGACUCCCGGCGGCAAACCCAACAGGACCAGAGUGAUCUGGGGAAAGGUGACCCAUGCCCAUGGAAGCAGUGGCAUGGUGCAGGCAAAGCUCCGCUCCAACCUACCUGCCAAAGCCAUUGGACACAGGAUCCGAGUGAUGCUGUAUCCAUCUAGAGUCUAAAUUUAGAGUGAAAAUAAAAUUAAGACUGUAUUCCACUUUUGUAAAAAAAAGAAGAAGAAAAAAAAGAAAAUGAAAUUCACCUGAGAUAUAACUUUUCUCCCAGGCAUAUCUAUGCAGAGGUUGUGUUCUUUAUCUCAAAGUGCUUUGUCCCUGCCUGGUUGCCAAGCUGCUUACCUUCUGUUAUAGGCAGUGUCUGCAGUGCUGUAAUCUCCUACUUUAACUCAGUUGGAAACAGUGAAACAUGUCCCUGUUUAAACAACAAGCAUCACUUGAGUCAGGCCCAUCCAUGUUCCACUACUGCUGCUGCUUCCUACUACAUCAGCAUCGUGCCCCAAUUUGACCACACUGUAGAUACGCAUGUGCUGGGCACACAUGUAACAGGGAUGCCUCGAGUUAGACACAUUUCAUGUCAGAACCCCUUACCACAGCCAGGGCUGAGGUACCUGUGCCCUCCAGAUGUUGUUGGGCUAUCAGCUCUAGUUUGCAUGGCCAAUAUCCAGGGAUCAUGGGAGUUGUAGUCCAACAAUGUCUGGAGAGCCACCAGUUCCCCAGCCCCAGCUUGAAGCUUAGGUAUUAUCAUAGGCCAAAGCACCAAAGAUUACAAGAAUGUUCUUGGAGAAGCCCCACCCCUUCCCACCUUCUAACCUGCAUGAAGCUUCCAUCCUUCAGAAUUGAUUCUUGCAGUGGCUUUUGCAGAGAGAGAAAUGGCAGUGAGGCCUCCUCUGUCAGCUUGGCUGGCACCAAUUUCUAUUUGCCUUUUUUCCUACCAGAGUAGCUUCCAUCUGGAGCCAUCAUACCUGGUGCAUUAGGGGGAAAGGUGAGGACCCCUUUAUCAGCCUAGCUGAGACAAACUACCAUUUGGCUCCUGUCCUCCUGGAACAGCCACUAUUUGCAGCUGCCCCAUGGCAUCUCUCUUGAUUCGGUUGGUGUCAACUGCCAUGUAGCUCCUCCACUCCUCUGCUGUAGUGAUCUUCCUACCUGAACAUUAUGUAACACCUCGCUCCAAUCAUGCAAGAGUUAGUAUACUCAAAUUCGCUUGGUUUUCCUUUUCCUUCCCCAUCUCUUUCCUUCUGUGUCAUGACAAUUAGAUAAAAAAAAUUGUUUUAAAAAAAUUGUCCAGUAGCACAUUAUAGACCAACUAAGUUUGUUCUGGUGCAUGCACACGAAAGCUUAUACCAGAACAAACUUAGUUGGUCUAUAAGGUGCUACUGGACAAUUUAUUUUUCCCCGACUGCGUCAGACCAACACGGCUACCUACCUGAAUCGACAAUUAGUUAUUACUUUAUAUUGUAAACUGUAUUGAGUGUGCAGUGGGAAAACAGUGCUUUAUAAAUGCAGUAAGUAAGUGAAGAUAUAAAUAGGCAAUACAAAUCUGCCAUUGUCUCCCUUUCCUUUGCCAGGUCAAGCAGGGUUUCGUCCUCGGACUAGCAUCCACUCUGGAGCAGGAUAUAAAACCAAUUACCGUCCCGUCGUCCACUACAAGCCAAGCCUAGACAAAAUAGAUAAUCCAACUGUGGGGUAGGUAUUGGUCGUAUACUUUGUGGAAAUUAACUGGGAUGGAUCAGAACAGGGAAACUGUCUUGUGGUUUGCAUACCACCCAACCCGCUGCCCUCCAGACGUUUUGGGCUCCAGCUCUUACCACCCUUGAUGAUUGGCUGUGCUGGUUCUGGCAGGUGGGAGCUGUAGCCCAGAGCGUUUUGGGUGUACCAGAUUGGGGAAAGCUGUGAAACAUAAUCACAUCCUCAUAAUGCUCAUGUCACCUCUGAGUCAGUGACAUGCCUGCAUUUGCUUUACUUGUACUCCCUCAAAGCACAAUAACAAAGUCUAUGGCAAGGCAAAUGCAUUUGGCACUUUACCGUGGUAUCCAUAAUGAAUGCAGUGUAGAUGACUGGAAGGGCCAAAGACAGUGUGAUCUUUUGGGUUGCCUAGACUAACGCAUCACUUUAGGAGAUAGAAAGCAUGGCUGUACAAUUCUAACAUGCCUAAGCAUGACCUGAUUAAAAUCCACUGUGUCUCUUAAGUUCAGAUGCUGUGUAUUUAGGGAAGCUUUUAAUGUUUAAUAGACUAUUGUAUUUUAAUAUUCUGUUGGAAGCCGCCCAGAGUGGCUAGGGAAACCCAGCCAGAUGGGUGGGGUAUAAAUAAUUUAUUAUUAUUAUUAUUAUUAUUAUUAUUAUUAUUAUUAUGUCUCUCAUGCUUAUUCUUUUCUCCGAAACCAGGAAGCUCCUUCAGGACAAUUAUGAAUCGACAACAACCAAGCACUUCCAGCCUCUUGAGCUCCCAGAUGGGAAAUAUCCUCUUCCCUGGAGUGUGUACCAGCCAGGGAGUGGGUAUGUUCGAGAAAAACCUCUUUCUUUCCCCACCACUAAAGAGGUAAGUAUACCAAACCUAGGAUUUGCCUCUGCGCGGUGGAUUGUUGUGCUAUUGAACAUGCUUGUAAUGCGCCAAAACUAUCACCUAGUGCCAUUAAUAAUGGCUUGGGCUGUUUCUUCAGUUCAGGAAGGCUGGAGCUUGGAACUUCAGCAAUGAGGCAGCUCAAAGUCCGACAUCCAUCUAGCAAGUGGCAAGGCCUUGAUUUGAGCAGCUUCUCCAUCCUUCUGAGUCACCUCUCCAAGAGCCUGCAUCAUAGCUUUUUUCUGGGUCAUAGCUUUUUUUCUUAAAGGGGCCAUGUGCCUGAUAGUUACCAUAACUGAUAAUGCAUACAUGAAUCACCUGCGUUGUGAAUUUCAAUCUGAUGUAUCAACACAAAACUGUGGCAGUGCAUGUGUGGAAGGAGGAUGUUUUGCAAGACUAAAUUCUGAGCAUUUAGGAGUCAUUCCAUUCCCAGGCUUCUCUCUAUAUAUCCAUGAGGUCUAAGAGAAUCUACUGUGAUGCAGGGCAAAACACAAAAGCCAGGAUGUAUAAACUGAUGUGAUCUGGCAAGUGCAUCUGAGGAUCCAAAACAAACAGAGCUUCAGAAAUACAAGAUGUGAAGAGGAGUCACAUUUUGGUGGUACAAGGAGCCAGGAAGAAGUUAGUAGGUGCAGUGCAAUCCCAUAAAUGCUGGUGUUCAGAAUUAAGUCACACUAUGUUCAGUUUAAAUAUGCUUACUAGCCCCAUUAAACACAGUAGAACUUGCUUCUGAGUAAAUGCCCAUAAAGUUGUGCUGUAAUGUGAUACAUUUAUAGAUAAAGGCACCACGUAAGUAAGUUAAAGUUUGGAAUAUGGAUGGUUAUGGGGCAGGAGUGCAUAACGUACAUUAAUAUUAGUGAUCCAUUCAUAGCCUUUGAGAGUCAGAGUGGACAUUCCUGAGUCACAUAUGAGGCUUGCUACACAGACUAGUAAUCAUGGGUGAAGCUCGAUAGCCUAGGGUUUUGUUGAGACAGAUUAGUGGGGUUUUCAGCCUAUAUACUGUUUACCUACCAGGAUAUGCUUUUACUAGACAUAUCAGUAAAAUAAUGUUCUGCACCUAAAGGACUGGGACUCAUUAAUGAAUUGUUCUAAUUAAGAGCAGGAUGGAGCUAAGGAGAGCUGCUGCUGGUGUAUGUGUGUGCAUGCCAAUAUGAUUGUGAUCUGGAUUAUAUACCAAGUGGAACAUGUUGUGGUAGAAAAGAGGCAUUUGAACAAGGAUUGCUUCCUUUUAAACCCAGACACUGUGUUGAGAACAGUUUAGCUAUGUGAGGCAUUGAGACUUGGGAAGUGCACAGUAGGACUGAGCCCUAGUAUCUGCCAAACCCUGUUCCUCUAUAAUUUCAGAACUGCUUUACAGUUGUGUGAAUACUAAAAGCAAAGUGUCUCUCUUUUGAUUUGCCUUAUAUAUUGUGGGCUUUCAGACCAUGUUUUUCAAAGCAUUCACUGCCACAGGAAAGAUUAAAACCUUUAUUCUGUUGGAAACACAUAAGCUGAAAUUCUCAUUAUUUUGUUUGGAAUGUAUAGGAAAAAGAAGAAAUGAAUGAGAUAUGUGAGCAUGAAGCCUUGUAGCUUCACUGACUGACCUCACUGGCUUCCUAAUGUUUUAAUUAGAGCUGUGAUCAAGGGCUCAGCCAUGACGAUGACUCCCUACCACUUCUGAGAAGGGGACAGAUACAAGAUGUUAUAUAUGUAUUUUCCUGCUCUCUUUUGACUGUUCUUUCUCCUCCCUUCUCAACAAUAGCCCUGAACAGUAUCACUUCAGUUCUGGUAUUUGUGGUAUCCAUACUUAACUUUCCAAAUUGCAAGCUGGGCUUCAUUUUGCAGGUCAAGAAAGUCCAUUUUGACACGGCAGACCAGGGAGCCCAAGCUAUAACAGGGUUGGAGCCUAAACAUACCCCUGACCUGCACAAGUUGUAUGGAAGAGGUUCUGUCGAUGUGGAACAUGCCAGACAUGUGAGUCAGCUGCUAGUUCAAUGGGCCCUUCCUCAUUUGACUUUAGCUUAGGCAGUACCUGAUCACAGAAGAGGUAUAAAGGGGAGUUUUCAUUAGAACUCAGGGCCAGAACGUCUGGCUUCUUCACACAGUGCGUAAGCUAUUGAACUUGCUCCUACUGUAUAAGAUGUAGUGACGACUGCCAAAUUGGACAGCCUCAAAAGGAGAUUAGAAAAAGCCACGGAGGAUAAGGCUGUCAAUGGCUGCUACCAGUCCUGAUGGCUAUGUACUACCUCAGUUAUCAGAGACAGUAUGCCUCUCAAUACCAUUUGCUGGGAAUCACAAAUACAGAGAGUGCUGUUGCACUCAGGUCCUGGUGUUGGGCUUCUCAUAGGCAUCUGGUUGGCCAGUGUGGAAUCCAGGGUCCUAGGUUUGGCUCUUAUAUCCACCACCAGAUGCAGUAAAAUAAAAGGGGAGUUUCCAUUUUAUGCAUGACUUUCCCUACUUGUGUCUUCAUAAUCCGCAAUGGGGGGAAAUAUUUUUAAAAUUGUGGUUGCACUGCUGCUCACAGCAAACCUGUUGAAAACCAAUAUUUUAGCAUACAGUGAAAGUAUUGGCAGGAAAAGCUUGACUUUCCUGGGUUACUGCAAAACCAAGUACCUUUCCAUAUAGAAAGUGAUCCGAUUUUAUCCUCAUAGUCCUCAUUUUCACUCCUGAUCUAAAGCUUGAUUCACAUAUGCCUGUCUCCUUGCUUGAUGACUUGCACCAGAAGGUGUGAAUUGCCUCCAUAGAAAAGUAUUGUCUGUGGUGAUGUGAGCUAAUAGGAAAGCUCCAGUCUGCAUUCUUUGAUCUGUGAAGGUUGUUUCACACCUACAAGUCAUCACUCAACAUUUCAAUCAUUGAGCUAUGAACAAGCGUGAUGUCAUCCUAAGGUGGUAUGUAUGGGAGAGGGGGAAAAGUGUGACAGAAUAAAAUGCAGUCCUAGAAUAGUGAAUUGACAAGGGAUGGUAUAGCACACUGGUCCUUUACCUGGUAGGUCGGGACCCAUUCAUGGGGCACGGCCUGAUCAAAAGUGGGUCAUAACAGGAGCACUACUACCAUGCAAAGAUAUGUUAGAGAUUUAAGAAAUGGAUCCCCAGAUGCAAGUUUGGAUUAAAAGGGGGUCCUGGGUACUCAAAAGGUUGAAGAUACCUGGCAUAUUGGUUAACAUGUUAGAAUUUGGCUGGUGAAACCUGGGUUCACAUCCCUGAUCAGCCAUAUAGCAUGACUUCAAUCCGACACACAGUUACCUGGAGUAAGCUCCAUUGAACUCAGCAAUUCUUGUGCUGGAUGCAUAGGUUGAAUUUAGGGGUGUUUUGCUGCCUGAAGGGAAACAGGAAGGUGCCACCCUGUCACUGAAACCUCCCCUGUCAAAGCCUCUCUUACUUAGGUUGUGCAGUGGUGCCCACAAAGCAUCAGAGAUGGUGGUGGGUCCUGAUGAGAUCUUGUGGCGCUCUUGCAAGAUAUUGCAGACUGCAUGCAAUUGACUUUUGUGAGAUUGCACAAGAUCUUGUCGCUGCUGCUGUCGCUGCCAUCACCGCUACACUAGUGACAGUGGCAGGAUGGGUGGGGCACUAGCCCUGUUCAACUUGUAAAUGCAAUCUUUAGCUUUUCAUUAGAAAUGCAAAACACACACACACACACACACACACACACACACACACACACACACACACACACCAUUUGCUAUUCAAACUGCUAGGGCAGCAUAGGAACCCCACCAAAGAAAAGUCUCUCCUUGAUUAUUUUCCUUAUCCUCUGACUUCUCCAAUGCUAAUCUGUCACAAAUGGUAGUAAAGCUUGAAUCAGAGCAAGAAGGAUUGUGUCCAUUACCCUGGUACUUCAUUGGCUGAAAGAGGCUGUAAGCUUUAUACCCCCAGUUUCCCUACAUCACUGCUUAAAAUGUAGAAAUUGACAUAUGGGGGCAGAAUAGACCACGUGGAGGGAAAUGGCGCUACAGGAAAACACGGGAAGAAUAUGAGAUUAUUCCAAUUGUACCUGCUUAGUCUUAGUUACAGUUUAGUGUAUGGGGAGCAGGGGGUUGUGCUUCCCAGAAAACAUGGGCUUUGAGGAAGGGUUUGCAGGAAGUGAGAGAGGUGGGAGUUCCAGGCGUAAGGAAUAGUAAACAAUAAAUGAUAAAGUCAUGGGAGAGAGCAAUAUAACUUCGGAAAGCUGAGAACUGUAACCCUAGGAAUAAUUGGUCUGCCCUUAAACAGAGAAGUAGAUGUGGAACACUGCAUUGGAAACCCUACUGGCAGGGCAAGUAGGAGACUCCAUCUGGAGCAUUUGGUCUUACUCUCCACUGCUGUUUUCAUAUUUGCAGGGACCUCACUACAUGUCCACAGAGUACAACUCAAAGUACCGCUUCAACAUUCCAGGACAACCAGGUAAUUGUUCUUCAUAGCUGACAGAGCUUCAUCCUCGUGCACAAUAUUGAUACUCCACUCAUAAGAAAGGGAGCUGUCUGCUUAUUCAUAACAAUCAACCUGCCAAUACUGUGGUCAGGGAUGAUGGGAGUUGUCAUUCAACAACAUUUGGAGGGCCAAAGGUUCCCCACCAUUGGUUUAGAAGGGGGUAUUUAGGCAGCUAGACAUCACAUCAAAGUGAUAAAUGCUUCUUGUGUUUCUCAUGUGACAUUUUUCAGGGAUGUAAUGACUGGUGAGGUAUGCCCAAGACUAAGCACACAUGUCUCAUCUAAGUAAACAAAGUCAUGGGGCCCUCCAGAUGCCAUCAGACUACAAUUCACAUCAGUCUGACUUUUGGCUAUUCUGUCUGGGACUGAUGGGAGCUGGAGUCUGACAACUGGAGGGCCACAGGUUCUCCAUCCUUGCUCUAAGGAUACUUGAAGUCCAUGGUUCUGUUAAGAAGCCACUUGUGUUUGUUCAGUCUAGAUGUUUCAUUUUGUAUCCAGGCACAGUAUGGUUUUCAGGAGAUAGGCAGUCUUUAAACAAAAAGGGAACACGAGAAACAGAUUCAGUUUGAUUCAAAGAAGCUGGUCACCAUCUACUAGAAAAUUAAGUGUUCUUAGAUCUGCAUUAAAUUGUUACUUUACUAUUAAAAAUAGACCAGAUAUAAUAUAGUACCACUUUCACAAAGGUAGCAUCCUGAGAUAUAUGCUUGUCCAGUUUUCUUAUUCUGUAUUUAUGUAAUGCUGCAAUACGUCAUUCUCACCUCCGUGUUCUUUGAAUUUAAAAUUCUUUUAAAUCCAUAUUUAGGAAGUUAAAGCAGUAGUCUGGACUAGAUCCAAAUCACAAAUAACUCCCAGCUGAAUUCUUUUUUUCAAAACGGCUGCACAUAUCAAUAUUGCCACCCACAGUCUUCAGAAAUUUUUAGAUUAAAAUGUAAAUUGGGGUUUUUGUUUUUUGCCUUUCCCCCCUAAAAAUGUUCCUGUGGGGACGCUGACAUUUAAGUCAUCUUCUGCAACUUGGGGGGUGGAGGUUAGAGAUUUUAUAAUGGAAGUCUAACUUGGAAUUCUUGGGACAGCUUGUCACAUUUCAUGUGCAAGAUAUAAAUGCACAAAUCACUCUCAUGUCUGAAAAUAAAUUCACAUUGAAGGUGGCAGUGAAAAAUUGAUGCAGCUCUCUGAAAGAAUGUUUCUGUACACUUCAGAAUUUUGCUUUGGAAUUUUGCAGUUCAGAGGCCUUCUUUCUAGUCUGUUGCAGAUUUUCAUUUUUGCAACAGCUGUGCUGAAUCUGACCAAAGCCCUUUCCAUUCUAGCACAGCCUACUAGAUGCCAAUGGGAAGCUCACAGCCAGAACAUAGAAUCACAGAACUGCAGAGUUGGAAGGGACCCUGAGGAUCAUGUAGUCCAACCCCUGCAAUGCAGGAAUCUUUUGCCCAACAUGGGGCUUGAACCCACAAACCUGUCCAACUGGCUGAACUAUCAUGAGUAGCCCUCUCCCAUUUGUGAUCCCCAGUAAGUGGUAUUCAGCACCAUACUGCCUCUGAUAUUGGACAAAAUAUAGGCAUCACCAUACAGUGGUGCCCCGCAAGACGAAUGCCUCGCAAGACGAAAAACUCGCUAGACGAAAGGGUUUUGCGUUUUUUGAGUCGUUCCGCAAGACAAAUUUCCCUAUGGGCUUGCUUCGCAAGACGAAAUGUCUUGUGAGUUCUUGCGAGUUUGUUUCCUUUUUCUUAAAGCCGCUAAGCCGUUAAUAGCCGCUAAGCCGCUAAUAGCCGUGCUUCGCAAGACGAAAAAACCGCAAGACGAAGAGACUUGUGGAACGGAUUAAUUUUGUCUUGCGAGGCACCACUGUAUUUUCUAUAGUGGUCAUCAUCACUUGCUACAUUAGAUUACUUCAUAAUAUAGGUAUGUGCAUUUUAGAGAAAAGUGUACAGCUGAAAUUGUAACCCCACUAACCCAGGUGUAAGCCCCACUGAAUUCAAAAGGACUUUCUUCUGAGUAUUGUGAGAUUAUAUAUUGAGUCAUUAUAAACUACGGAGGAUAAAACUCUCAACAGAUGAUAAGGCUCUCAGUGGUUACUAUAUUCAUGAAGGCUAUAUAUUACCUCCAGGAGCAAAGGAAGUGUGUCUCUGGAUGCCAGCCAGUAGGGAACAGCAGGAGGAAGCUCUUUCCCUCCUGUCCUCUUUGUGAGCUUUCCAGAGGUUGGCUGCUGUGAGAAACAGAUGCUGGACUAGAUGGGCCUUUGGGUUGAUUCAGCAGGGCUUCCACUCCCACACCAAUGCUGCAACUGCCCACCAAUCACUAUGAAAUUCACCACUGAUGUUCCCACAGUACCCAUGCAUGAAAGGCAUCAGUCUACAUGCAGCUUGCCUUUCAUGCAUGGGUAGUGUGGGCGUGUCAUUGGCAAAUGUCAUAGUGAUUGGUGGGUAAUAAUCAGUGCUAUUUUUCACCAUGAACCACCUCCCUUGUUCUCUUAGAAUGGCAACGGUGUCCACCUGAGAGGUGCUGGAACUCAGUUCCUGUGAGUUCCGGCUGAAAAAAGCCCUGGUAAUAAUGAUAAUAAUAAUAAUUGAUCCUACCUUUCCCAUCCUACAGUGUUUGUUCUUUUAAUAUUUUAUUUUCAUCUUUUAAACAAUAUUCUUAUACAUUCACAUCAUUUUCAAUUUCUAUGCUUCUGGGAUUACUUAGAUCCCUCGGACUCCCCCCCCCCUUUCCGAUUCCCUCCUUUUUUUUGCAUCUAAUUACAUUUUUCUAAUCCAUUUUAUCUCCUUUUUUACCUUAAAUCAUAUUACAUUAUAAGUGUCAUAACAAUCCUGCUGACUUUUUAAAGUAUCUACAGUUGUCUUUAAGGUAUUCUAUAAUUCUCCCCCUAAUUAUUUUAUCAUCUUGGUGUCUGAUCUUCACCGUCAUUUUUGCCAUUUCAGCGUAGUCCAUCAACAGUGACUGCCAAAAUUGCUACAUUAGCAUUUCUUUCUAAUGCUUGGACUUUAGAAAACUGCAGUCAACAUACAGUGACAGCAGGAACAUCACUGAACCCAGUCUACCCGCUUUGCCACACAUAAUGUGCAAGGCUCUCUGCGUAGUGGGCUGGAAGUAAUUCACGGCCACAUCUUCAGCCACAUUCUGUAGGGCUCCCUCAGACAGGAUCAGAUCUUCUAUCACAGCCAGCACCAGCACACAGCCCUUUUGACAUGGGUAAAACACAAAAUUGCACAAAGGGAAAUUGCCCCUUCAGUCACAAACAACACUUAGUCACCUCCAUUAGCCCAGUGAUUACAGUAUUGGCAUGUAGAACCUGUGAAUGACCGACACCCGCCCUCCACUUGCUUCCAGUAUCAGGGAUUCCCCUCACCUUUUAUGCAACAAAUUUUAUUGCAUGGAUGUGAUGCAUAAGCUGUAUGCAUGGGAAAGGAAUAGUUGUGGCCACAUGGGUAAGGAAAAACAGACGCUACAAGAACAGGAGCGGGAAUGUAUGUGGUGCAGCAGUCUGGCUGGUAGCACAGUCAGAAAGUGCAAUAUAAUGCAGGGAAAGGAGAUGUGAGUUCUUCUCUGGAGAGAUGGAAUUGCUAAAUAUGUUUCUGCAGGUCAGAGUGUGGAAUUAUUAGUUUGACACACCUUUUUAUGCUUCGAGCUAAAUAUCGGGUAAAAUACAGCUCUCACCUUUUCACCACUUAUCUUACCCAUGCCCUCUGCCUUCCUCAGCCAACAGCUUGCUGUCUAAUUUUUGUACUGUUAUGUCGCCACUGCUAUUUACAGAAGUCUUCUGCCUUCUUUCUUCAGUGUGCUCCUUUUCCUCAUGUUAUCACUUCAUCUCUCUUCUCCCCCAAUACAGAUUUCCUGCAGAAGAAGACAAUUGGAGCCAAAGAAGAGACUGGUUUUACUGAAGGCUGCCUGGCAAACCCCAUUAUGGACAAAUCUCAGGUUUCUCCAGUAAACUUUGUAUAUGCUGCUGUUCUCGCCGUGGGUCACAUUAAGCAUUAACCUGCAGAGCCCAGUGGAAUAUGGUGCUCCUACUCUAGUCAAGUUGCUUGUUAGUUUGAACAGUGGAUCGAUCUCUCCUGACCCUUGAGCUCCUCACUUACUAAGGAAUUUGCCCCCACGAGAAGUAGCGAUGGGCACAAACGUGGAUGGCUUUAAAAGGCUAGGCAAAUUCACAGAGGAUGGGGCUAUAAGUGGCUACUAACCACAAUGGCUUUGUUCUACCUCCACUGUUGGGGGCAGUAUGCCUCUGAAUGGCUGUUGCUAGAAAUCACUGGUGGGAAGAGUGCUAUUGCACUCAUGUCCUUCUUGUGAGCUCCCCACAGGCAGCUGGCUGGCCACUGUGAGAACGUGAAUGUCCUACUAGAUGGGCUGUUGACCUGAUCCAGCAGGGCUCUUCAUAUAUUCAUAUGAUGUGAUAGUGCCUAUUCUUAUGUAGCCAAAAAGGCACCAAGCACAUACCCAAAAGAGGUACUAGCAGGCUUGUAAGAACUUCCAGGUUUUCCAGAAACCUAAAAGCACCAAGAAGACUGAGCGUGCUCAGUGGGCAUUGAAUGCUUGCUGUUGAGGGUGGGAGGAAUGGAACGAAGUGUCCUGGAGAAGGGGAUUAUUGGCUAGUAAGAACCCAGAACAAGAGCAUUCUACCCUGCAAUAUUUUGUUACAGGUUCCACUUUUCCUGUACCUGAGUUUUGGUCUGUGGGUACUUUGCUUUUAAGAGAGGUUAAAGGCAAAAGCAAAUCUAGUUUCUCUGUACAUUUAGCCACGAAUGUUCAAGUGCAGCCCAUAGGUCCUUGCAGUUUCACUAUAGCAGGAAUAUGAUUCCAUGCAAUUAAGGACAAAAUACCACUAGUUCAACCCUUCCCAACCUGGUGCCUUCCAGGUGCUUUGGAUAAAAACUCCUGCCAGUCCCAACCAGCACAGUAUCUUGGAAGGCUGAACUAGUUGCUCCUAAGACAGGCUUGCCUGCUCCCAAGUAGAAGCUGUAAUGGAACCGGUGCUUCCUUUUGUCUACUUUCCUCUCUCUGAGUCUCAGUACUUGUCUUCUGCUUUGCAGAGCAGCGCUCCAGGAGUCAGCAUUACCAAGACAGAUUAUCUGCCAUCUUCCUUUCCACAUGUAAGGAGACCAUUUGUAAUAGGGUUGUUAGUGGUGGAGACCUGUAAAAACAGUUGAAGGGAUGUGCUUUGACAGCAGGCAAAAGUGCCAUUUUCCCCUUCCUGUAUUUUCUUUUGUUGGCUGUUUGCAUGUGAUGGACUCACCGUUAGUAUGUCCCCCUCCCGACAGGGUGAUGAGUUCCUACCAGUCCUGUCAAAGGGUUCUGAGAGGGGAUCUGGAUUCAGUCGGCAGAAUCUUGGCCGUACCCCAGUAAGUGACACUCCAUUAUCACCAGAAUACCUGUCCUGCUUCCUUUAGUACAUUCCCUCUGCCAACUGCUUUCCCUACUUACACAAUCUCCCUUCACUGCUCUCUCUAGAAGUCUCUGCCACUCUUUCCCUGCCAGCACCUCUCAUUUCCUUUUAUCUACAUUUUCAUGUAUCUUUGCCUGCCGUGACCUAUUUUUCUACCUGCCUUUGUUCUUUAGGCCCUUUUCUUGCUUUCUCUGGGAUUUGUCUUCCACUGCCAGAGUCCGCAAACAGAAGCCUCUCCUGAGUCUCUGCUUGUUCCUCUUACUACCAUCCGUGGGCUAUCUUACUCACAGAACCUUCCUCAUUUUGAUCCCAGUCUUCCUUGUUGCCUCCCUUUCUUCAGUAACUCCUACAACCUGUGGUGGCUGGGGCAUGUUGGGAUUGGUGGGGAGGAAGGCCAGGAGGCCAACAGUAGGCGGUAGUCAAGAGCCAAUGACAGGCAAGCUGAGACAAAGGAGGAAGAAGCUGACAGUCAUUGCCUCCCCAUGGACUGAUUGUGAGGAGGCAGGCAAGGUUGGUGGGGCCUUAAUGGACCAGCCUCCACUGCCCACAAUGGUUCCUUCACUCAUGACCUUCAAUCUCCACAGACGGUUCCACCAGAUGUAGAGGCACCAGGUCCCCUGAGCCACUCUCAGUUCCAAGGGCUUCAGCAUCAACCUCAGACACAGAACAAUCUUCUAGGUCGGGAACAAGUGGGUCACAAGGUAUGCCUGAACUACAGUCUUAAGGCCUUACGUCUUCAUAAUCUGUUGGGCACUUUGCUCUGCUCCUAUGGUACUAGACCCUUACUCUUUUCAUGGACCUCUCUAUGCAGGAACCAUCAGGAUUCAGCCUCAAUAACCUUAAAUAUGUGACACCUGCACAUGAUCCAGAUCUGCCCAACAGAUUCCUGACUAGCUAUAACUCCAAGUAAGUUUGACACUGGUUGGCCACCUGUGUUGGGAGAAGUAACAUUCCCAGGCUAUGUCUUGUUGUUCAGGUACCAUUUUCCUAUCUCAGGAGUCCCCAGACUAAGGCCCGCGGGCCGGAUAAGGCCUGAGGGACCCGUUUAUCCAGCCCGCGGUGACCCCUGCUGCCCACUCUUACCGGCGCUGUGCUGCGUGGCUGCCCACUUCUGGGUUGGAGCACCAGAAAUAACUUGUGUGCAUGCGCGUUAUUUCCAGAGCACAUCCAGGUUGGAGGAGGCCCAUGCACAUGCACACAAGCUAUUUCCGGUGCUCCUCCAACCUGGAAGUGCGCUGGAAAUAGCAUGUGUGCACGCGCUCCCUCGCUUGCCGCGUGAUCAGCGCUGGAGACACUGGCCCGAGGCACGGUAAGUUUGCUGACCCCUGUCCUAUCUGCAUAAAAGCCUUGCAGGUCCUUUAUCCUUCAGGUAUUUUUCAUGCAGUGGCUUUAGAGAGUGCAUUGUGGGAGUACUGGAACAGCAAAGGUUUGUGCAGCUGUUGGGCCUGUUUGUGUGGAUGGCGUGUACUGAAACAGAUACUUGUAGAAGUGCAUUGUUUGCAGGAUAUAUACACACACCUGAUUUUGUUUGAGGGAGAACGGAGGCAGCAGGUGAGUUCGACUACACGUGGAAUAAUUCAUCCUUUCUCUCAAUCAGGUUUUAUGAAAACAUUCCAAAGGGAGUGGAUAGGGAAGGCUGGACACGAGGAGGGAUCCAGCCACAGCAGCCUGGUGGUUUUGCUACUAACAACCAUGCCACUGACUUAGGCACUGACCCCAAUGCCACAGAGACCUUGAGGACAAUCCAUCCUCAUGUUGGCAGGUAAUCUUGGAUUUGUUGUAGCUCUUCUUCUCUGACCUUCCUUUACUGUAUGAUUCCUCUUUCAAUCCCCUGUUUUCCCCAACUGACCUUUCUUUUGUAAUUCUUUCUCCUCCUACAUUUCAGGACAAUUACAACAGUUGAUCCAUUCUAUCGUGAUUCUCCCCAUGACCGCCGCUUUGCUGCUCUCCAUCAGACGACUGUGCCCAACUAAGUAAGUGACAUAACCCAUUGCAUCAUUGGACAGUAGGCUGGCAGUAUCGAGCACCUGAGAGGUACCUGCAGAGUCAAAAGGGCAAUAUUGUGUGUUAUGCUGUUUUAAUUUGGCCACUGUUUGGAAACUGGAGUCUAGAGCUUCUCAGGUUUAAUCAAACCAGACGGCCUUUUUAUUGGGCACUCAUUCUGAUUUGUUUGCAGGGAGAUUAGUAAACAUUAGUUAUUUAAUGAGCUUUCACUCUGGUGUUCAUUGAGAGGUUAGAUGACAUUGCAUCCAAGCAACUGUUAUCCCAGUUUCCAGAACAUUUUCCCUCAUCACUUUUCUUAUUGUAAAAUGUCUGAUCUUUUGGGGAAGCAGGUUUCUUGUGUAAGACCUCCCAAUCAACUAUAUGCAUGCAAUCUGAAUUUUCUGGUAUAUGAUUGGAUCCCACCUGAAAAUAGUGACAGACUGGAAACACCUACGGUUUUAUGGAUGAAUUCCAGGAAUACAUACAGACAACUCCAGCACUUUUUUUCUCCUCUGAAAAGUAAAAUUUCAUAGAACCAACUGCACUUUUCCAUACACAGAAAUGUCCUGGAAAUUUGCCAUGGGUUAUUUUUGCUGGGGAAGACAAAUGCGGACAUUUUUCACUUCCAUUCUCUCUGCCUUUCAACAUUAACCUGUUAAGGCUAUUUAUUCAACGAAACUGGUAUAUUGCUUGAUUGUAUCUAAAACCUCUAUGCCGUUUACACACACACACGUUAGUCUAACAUUAAAGCUUAGACUAGUGAUUGAUUUUAGUCUUUCUGCCUCUUUACAGCCUCUGUUCCAAACUGGACCCCACACUGACAUCUUUGGGCCUCAGAACAAUAUCCCGCAUGCUAAGAAAGGAGCAACAGUGAUAGCGCUGUCACAUCAUUCAUAUUUUACUGUUAAAGGUUGUAUAGUUUUAAAUAAAUUCAGACAAUAUAUUGCUGGUAUGGAUAUAGAAAGACCCCUGGAAGCAGAGAUGGAUAUGACUUUCAUGAAGAGUCUGGUGAACUACAUUUAUUCUUCAACUUCUAAACUUCUCAACACUUGUCUUUCCUAGAAUUAGUAUAUGGUAUAAAUAUUCCACUAAUACAAUGGGUGGGUGAAUGCUGUGACCUUGAAACACAAUGUCUUGUGUUGCAAAAGCACAAAUAUCUCCUUCAUAUACAUCUAGGACAUCUUUCUGUUGCACUCUUCCAACAACCCUGCUAUGUGUACACUGGACUUCUUCAGUUCCCAACAACUGUAGUAUAAUAAAGGUUGUGUGUCACUCUGCUGAGACUG
Molecule: messenger RNA, 17079 nt
Organism: Podarcis lilfordi (Lilford's wall lizard)
Lineage: Eukaryota; Metazoa; Chordata; Lepidosauria; Squamata; Lacertidae
Source: the annotation of a GenBank genome assembly